Hippoglossus stenolepis (Pacific halibut) is the source of this 1949-nucleotide messenger RNA. It is a transcript of the gene crtac1a, whose product is annotated as cartilage acidic protein 1a. The transcript is spliced from 14 exons. The coding region runs from base 165 to 1796 and encodes 543 amino acids. Lineage: Eukaryota; Metazoa; Chordata; Actinopteri; Pleuronectiformes; Pleuronectidae. The record is from RefSeq and is a predicted model, not a curated record. Gene Ontology annotation, biological process: axonal fasciculation.
AGAGACCUCCUCUGGUUGGCUUUUCCUCUGCACGUUACACAAGCUGUUUCGUAAAUUUUAAAAGCUGGCGUUGUGUAAGGACGAGGAUCUCUGCUAAACCUCUGCAGCGAAGACACAUCCUCUCCAUCUCCGCACUCGGACUCAGCUGUCAGGCUGCAGUGACGAUGUGGGCCUCAGGUCUGCUGCUCCUCCUGUUGGUGGGACUCCGGCAUCAGUCUCUCGCCCAGAGCUCCGAGCCCAUGUUCCAGGUCGUAACGCAGACUAUGCUUCCUCCGGACAAUCGUCACAACCCGACACAGCUCAACUACGGGAUGGCCGUGACAGACGUGGACGGUGACGGCGACCUGGAAGUGGUGGUGGCAGGGUACAAUGGGCCCAACCUGGUGCUGAAGUACGAUCGCACUCAGAAGAGGCUGGUAAACAUCGCCACUGACGACAGUACCUCUCCAUACUACGCCCUGAGGGACCGAGCAGGUAACGCUAUCGGAGUUACUGCCUGCGACGUGGAUGGAGACGGACGUGAGGAGAUCUACUUCCUGAACACAAACAACGCCUACUCUGGACGGGCAACUUAUUCGGACAAGCUCUUCAAGUUUCGCAACGGUCGCUUUGAAGAUCUUCUACAUGACGAGGUCAAUGUGCGUCGUGGCGUGGCUAAUAGCAUGGCAGGACGUUCUGUGGCAUGUGUGGACAGAAAGGGGACAGGUCGUUACUCCAUCUACGUGGCCAAUUACGCCAGUGGCAACGUCGGCCCCCACGCUCUCUUAGAAAUGGACGAGGCUGCCAGUGAUGUGAGUAAGGGCGUCAUCGCUCUGUCGGACGUGGCUGCUCAGGCCGGGGUCAACAAGUUCACAGGUGGACGCGGUGUGGUGGUCGGACCGAUCCUGAGCGAGGCCAGGUCUGACGUCUUCUGUGACAACGAGAACGGACCCAACUUCUUGUUUAAGAAUAAGGGAGAUGGGACUUUUGUUGACAUGGCCAGACAGGCAGGUGUGGAGGACACCUACCAGCAUGGCAGAGGAGUAGCACUCGCUGACUUCAAUGGGGAUGGAAAGACGGACAUCGUUUAUGGCAACUGGAACGGCCCACACCGACUUUACCUGCAGGGCACAGACUCAAAAUUUCGGAACGUGGCUACUGGGGGAUUUGCAACCCCCUCCCCUAUUCGCACAGUCAUCGCUGCUGACUUUGAUAACGACAAGGAGCUGGACGUUUUGUUCAACAACAUUGCCUACAGAGGAAACGCCCCCAACAGGCUGUUCAGGGUGGCGAGGAGAACUGAUGCGGAUCCACUGAUCGAGGAGCUUAACGUGGGAGAUGCUGCAGAGCCACAGGGGAGAGGAACAGGUGGAACCGUGACAGACCUGGAUGGGGACGGACAGCUGGAGCUGCUGCUGGCACAUGGAGAGAGCGCCCCGCAGCCAAUAUCUGUCUUCAAGGUCACACAGGGCUCGUCCAAUAACUGGCUGCGGGUCAUCCCUCGCACCCAGUUUGGCUCUUUUGCCCGGGGCGCCAAGGUAACAGCCUUCACCAAUCAGAGUGGAGCUCACACACGCAUCAUUGACGGAGGCUCUGGGUACCUGUGUGAGAUGGAGCCUGUCGCCCACUUUGGUUUAGGAAACGAUGAGGUGAAGGUGCUGCAGGUCUCCUGGCCAGACGGCAGCUCCAUCAGCCGAACCCUUCAGCCUGGUGAGAUGAACUCAGUGGUGGAAGUGACUUAUCCCAGAGAAGGGGAAAUGACUCUGCUUGCCGAUGACACGCAGGUACGCAGUACGGAGCCACAGCAUGAACUAUGAACACGGUGUGGUAAAGGCUUCACUGUCAAGAAUGGCCACUGUGCAGGUCUUUGAGGAGGCAAUACAAUUACUUUGGAAACAGAAAAACUAAACAGAAAAUGGUUUCAAACUUUUUGUCCAGCCCUCAAAAUUAAAAACGUGUUGUUUCCUUUA